Molecule: messenger RNA, 468 nt
Organism: Anthostomella pinea
Lineage: Eukaryota; Fungi; Ascomycota; Sordariomycetes; Xylariales; Xylariaceae
Source: the annotation of a GenBank genome assembly
AUGUACGCCAUCACGAAGACCCUCGUCGUGAGCCUCCUCGCAGCUGGAAUUGCGACAUCUAUGCCCGAGCUACUAUCGGCACGCAACGGCUGCGGUGAUCCCGGAAUCGGUGGCGGAGCAUGCGUCCACGUCUACGCAGGACCCGACUGCCAACACAGCACCCUAAUCUCGCAACACGGCCCAGGCAAGUGCAACCGUGAAUGCCAGAGGCAGAACUACCGCCAAAACGAGACCGACCCGAGCGGGCCCUGGAUCGUGGAUCCUAUCGGCAGCGUUCUGGCUGUCGGCGAUGGGAAUCGCGGGACCAACUGCAUGGUGUAUACCGACCCAAAUUGCCAGGUGCAAGCCGGCGAGACGGGGUCCGCCAUAGACGCCGGGGGCAACAAGUGUUUCAAAGGCCUUCCUGAUUCCGUUCAAGAGUACGCCAACAAGGCGAUUCAGAGCUACGUAUGCCUGCGCGAUUGCUGA